Molecule: messenger RNA, 4436 nt
Organism: Effrenium voratum
Lineage: Eukaryota; Dinophyceae; Suessiales; Symbiodiniaceae
Source: the annotation of a GenBank genome assembly
GAACGCUUGAGCAUUUGCCUGCAACUUGCGGGCCAUGCGCGUGGUGUCCACGGAGCAUGGGCCCCACAGGUGAGAGGGACAUCUCGGAUGAGUCCGAUCUCGGCCGUGAUCCUCUUCAAUGACGCCUACGAGGUGGGAGAAGUGUGCAGCCAAGUGAACGCGGCCUACUGCCAGAAGCAUGGCUACAGGUUGCGGACCUUGGUGCUCUCCAACCCCGAGAUGGAGGCCUUGUGCGAAGGCCGGCAUUUCGCUUGGGGCAAGGUGGCCCUGCUUCGUUGGAUGCUCGGCAAGCUUUGCGGCUCGCCGGUGGUGAGCCCGCUCUUGGAGAGCAAGAUCGGCGAGGAGGAGUGCCGCGAGCUCUUGUCAGCGGAGUGGCUCGUGUGGUUCGACGCCGACCUCAUGGUGCUGAACCAUGGCUGGCCACUGACUGCUUUCCUGGACUGCGCCAAGGACCUGGUGCUGGGGGAAGACAUGGCCGACCUGGACUGGCUGAACACCGGGCUUAUGAUGUGCCGCAUCGGCUCCACCUGGAUGCAAGGCUUAUGGGACAAGGUAUGGCGCGAAGGUGACGCGGCCUUUCACCAGGGCGAGUUCUGGGACCAGAGCGCCCUUUGCGGUUGCUUGGCCAAGUGGGGCGAGUUCAGUCCGGAUGUGAUUGGCGGCAAGCGGGUUGCUGCAGCGAGCGCGCAGCCAUGGUUCAGCUGGCAGGGCGGCGCGCGUGUCCGCGAGACCCAGCACCUCCGCGUGCUAGACGCAGGUGGGACGCAAACGAACAACCCGCGCUACGCCCGCUUCGCUUUCCAUGCGGCUGGCAUGAAGGACAAGGCCCGGUGCUGCCGUCACCUCCUGGAGCUUCGAGCUGGAGUCCACGCCCACGGGUACCCGGACAAGGUGCCGUGGCAGUGGCCUUGUCCGGAACGGCGAACCUGGGCGGCCGAGCGGCCGGUGCGUUGGCAAGAUCCCACGGCGGCCCUCGGAUUCCCGGCGCUGGGGCCUGCCAACGGGACCUGCGCCGCGCUGGGACUUGCGGCGCUGGCGGACUCGCCGCUGGGGGAUCGACAGGUCGACCUCUUCGACCUUCUGCCGCGCGAAGCCCUGGCCGCCUCGCCUCCUCCUGCGAAGCGGCCCUUCGGCCGCGGCAGGGCGAGGCUCUGGGAGGCGGCGAGGUAUGCGGCAGGGGUGCCCCCUGCAGCUCACGGAGUCCUUCGAGAGAUGGACCCGCAACGGCUCUGGCACGCAGUGUGGAGGCCGUGGGCCUGCGAGGCGGAUCCGGAGUUCCCGGAAGUUCUGGCGGCCCUCGGAGCACGUGGCGCAUCUGCCCGGCUCUCGCCGCCGGGGGCGGAGCUGAGAUUUCAUCGGCCCGAGGCGGGUGAGUGCGGAGCUGUGCUUUGGCAGCUGGAGGGCGUGCAGCAGGUGGUGCUCCUCCCUUCGCCGCCUGCGGCUUCGGCUUCAGCGUCCAGCCUAUUGGGACCGGGACAAAGUGUUUCGGUUGGAAGUCCGUGGCAAAUUGGAUGCGCUGAAGUUGCCUACUCCCCAUGGGAGGAUGAUGAAGCGGAUGUCUUCUCAGUGGUUUUGGCAUCAGGGGAGGUGCUGUCGGUGCCUCCGAAUUGGUGGUUCUCAUCCCGCUGCUUGUCGGCCUCGCUGAGUGUGUCCGCCAGGCUGGGGGAUGCGCUGCAGAUGGAAUCUCCGGAGGAUCCAGUGCCGGAGGAGUUUACGCGAGCUGCGCGGGAGCUGGGCAACACCAGUGCUGGACCUUCGAAGCGGAUCCUGCGCCCAGGAGGUGAAGCCUCUCCCAGCGCACCUCGCUACAACGCCAUAUGCCAUGUGCGGCUUCUAAGCAGGGAGCUGGAAGUGCUUCAGAGCUCCAGAGGCGCUGCGCCGGAGGUCUUCUCCCUUGGCGCUGACACCUCCUUGGGCCCAAUGGAGCCGGUGCUGCGCUCCAUGCGUGUGGGCGAGAGAGCCCUCGUGGCCACGGAGGCGAGGAUUCUGGACAUCGAGCUCUUGGGCGUACGCCUGCCAGAGAAGCCGCCGGAGAAGGACUUCUUCCAGGAGUACAUGAAAGCCUGGUGGACCUGGUUUGAGGCCCCCGGCAGCUGGCAGCCGCUGCCCGUCGCUUCCGCAAGCCGCGGGGCCCCCGGCUGCGGGCGCUGCGGCUCGGAGGCCGCGCUGCGCUGCGGCCGCUGCGGCAAGUGGUAUUGCUCAAAGGCGUGCCAACGCCCGGCCUUCCCACCGAAAGAGUUGCGCCGCUUCGGAGAAAAGAUGCGUCCCCGCGCAGGAUUCCUGGCUUACUGCAAGCGCCCGCGUAGUCUCAACUGGGAGCAGUGGCAGACGACACCGGAAGCGUCGGGCGUCGGAAGCGCGGGCGUCUUCGACUGGCUGGGGUCGCCGAACAUAUGGUGCACAGAAGAAAACCCCUGUGAUGUGAGCGAUGGCGCUGAGCUCAGGCUCGCCUUGCUGGCGGAAGUUGGGGACGAGAGCUUCUUCAUCACUGUGCUUUUGGCGGCCUGGUGCCCCCUGCAGGGCGUCAGAAGCGGCGCACGCCUGGAGUACCCGCUGGUGGCGCUGGGAAGUCUUUCGGCGCUUCUUCUGCGUGUGGCACUGCGACAUUUCGGGCUGUAUGCCUCUGCCGGCUUAGGCCAGGUGCUACCGCUGCAGCUUUGCGCGGUGCUGCUGGCCGGCCUCUCGGCGCGAGCGUACUGGCAAUGGACAAGCCGAGGGGAGCCUGAAAAGCUACCGGUGGCCUCGGGAGCUGUGCCGCGUUACGGCGGCUCCUUCCUGGGGAAUUUCCAGGCGUACAACCCAGCAGAACGGCCGGCUUCAGGCUUGGUUGCAGAUGCCCAGGCAAAGAAGCCGCUGGAGUGCAUGGCGUCCCUCGCCGUGCCCUUGGUGCUGAUUUUCCUACAGGAGGCUGGCAGUCAAGGUCUGGAGAUGGAGGUGCUGCGCCAUCAACUCUUGGGCGGCCUGGCGGGAGCCUUUGUGGCUUCGGCGCUGGCGGCGGCGCUGGGCUUCGGACUCGAGCGCAGCGCGGGGCCCUCGGCCACCGUCGGCCGCUUCGGCGGAGGUCAGUGCGGCAACCAGAUCGGUGCCAAGUUCUGGGAGGUCAUCGCAGACGAGCAUGGCAUUGAUCCCACAGGUACCUACCACGGCGACUCUGAUUUGCAGCUGGAACGCAUCAAUGUCUAUUUCAACGAGGCCACCGGCGGUCGCUACGUGCCACGCGCGGUGCUGAUGGACCUUGAGCCAGGCACCAUGGACAGUGUCCGCGCGGGGCCCUUUGGCCAGCUCUUCCGGCCCGACAACUUCGUCUUCGGGCAGACUGGGGCUGGGAACAACUGGGCCAAGGGCCACUACACGGAGGGUGCCGAGUUAAUCGACUCGGUGCUUGACGUGGUGCGAAAGGAGGCGGAGGGCUGCGACUGCCUGCAGGGCUUUCAGCUCUGCCACUCCCUCGGGGGCGGCACUGGGGCGGGCAUGGGCACGCUGCUGAUCUCCAAGGUCCGUGAGGAAUACCCGGAUCGCAUUAUGGAGACGUUCUCGGUGAUUCCAUCUCCGAAAGUGUCGGACACCGUGGUUGAGCCCUACAAUGCAGUUUUGAGCUUCCAUCAAUUGGUUGAGAACUCUGACGAGUCCUUCUUGCUGGACAACGAAGCAUUGUACGACAUUUGCUUCCGCACAUUGAAGCUGACAACACCGACCUACGGCGACCUGAACCACUUGGUCUCCGCAGCAAUGUCUGGAGUUACUUGUUGUUUGCGCUUCCCGGGGCAGCUGAAUUGCGACCUGCGCAAGAUCGCGGUGAACCUUGUGCCCUUCCCCCGGCUGCACUUCUUCAUGACAGGCUUCGCCCCGCUGACCUCUCGCGGUUCGCAGCAGUAUCGAGCCCUCACCGUGCCGGAGUUGACCCAGCAGAUGUUCGACGCUAAGAACAUGAUGUGCGCAGCCGAUCCCCGCCAUGGUCGCUACUUGACCGCGGCAGCCUUGUUCCGCGGCCGAAUGUCUACAAAGGAGGUCGAUGAGCAGAUGCUUAACGUUCAGAACAAGAACUCAUCGUACUUUGUGGAGUGGAUCCCCAACAACAUCAAGGCCUCGGUCUGCGACAUCCCCCCGAAGGGCCUGAAGAUGGCGGUGGCCUUUGCGGGUAACUCCACGGCCAUCCAGGAGAUGUUCAAGCGCGUGGCGGAGUACUUCACCGCCAUGUUCCGGCGCAAGGCCUUCUUGCACUGGUACACCGGUGAGGGCAUGGACGAGAUGGAGUUUACUGAGGCGGAGUCCAACAUGAACGACCUGGUCUCCGAGUACCAGCAGUACCAGGAUGCUACGGCAGAGGAGGAAGGCGAGUUUGAUGAAGAGGAAGGUGAGUAUGAUGGCUGAAAUGUCCAUGCAGCUCACCCCUCGCCCGCGUGUUGAUCGACAUAGCGGCGAAUUCAACCACUUGA